AUGAUGCCCUCAGUCUUAGGGGCUAGUAUGCCUCACAUGCCACCUCAGGGUUAUUCGUCAGAUCCAACGUUUGAUGAACUAUCACGGCAGCUCGCUUUCUCCGACUCUAUGCGAAGGAUAUCUCGUGGUUCAACUGGACAGCGGACGACGGGAGCUAUGCGUAUUGUCAAGCCGAGUAGUGCCAACAAUAGUCCGCAGGCUAUGAUGGCGCGGCGGAGAACUAUGAUGAACGAUAGUAACCUUGCUCGACGACGCCAGCAGGCUUUGGACCAGGCUUUCCUACAGGAGAUGCAGCAGCAAGACUAUACAUCUUACUCGUCACCAGAAGAUCCCAUCAAGCGGAAUAACCGACCAGUCAGUUGGCAUCCGACUUCACACCUCCAGCAACCACAUAUGCAUAUACCUAUGCCACAACCAGACUUCUCACAAUACGUUGUUCCAACACCGAUGCCAUAUCAACAAACAGACAUUUAUUCCGGAUAUCAGCAUUUACCACCAACCCCGGCUGUAUACUCCGGACAAACUUCGCCUAUGUCAAGCAUGUCGCCAUUAUGCCUACCAUAUGGUGGCUCUCAAACUCAGCCUAUGCCAACUUACAUAUCACAUGAUGCGUGGAACCCUACACCGCAGAUGAUUCCUAACUAUACAGUAAACUCGAGUCCCAGCGAGUUGGAACCAUUCCCGUCUUUUGAUAGUCAAAAUUCAUUCAACUGGGAUAACGGGUUUAAUUCUCAUGAAUUUAAUACUUGCACGGCACCCCCAACGCCGGACGAGUUCCAGCCCAUGCAACAACCACAACCAGUAGUUACUCCUGAGGAGUCAAUACCGUAUCAACCACUUGAGGAGCAAGAGGAGGAAGGAGAAAUAUUAGUGGGCAUGGGAUUGUAUGAUCCGCCAUGUAAGAUAGAUGACGACCCGAGCUUGGACAACUACCGAACAACGACAUCACAACUAUUAGACUCAACAUAUAGAGGGCGAGGUCGUGGAUGGAAACUAGAAGAGGCUUGGGAGCCGCCAGCAUCAGACGACGAAGAGGACAACGAGGAAGAAAAUAACGAAGAAGACGAAGGAGAGAAGGAACAGGCCACAGAGUCAACCUCAACCGAGCAAAACUGGAUAUAA
Daldinia caldariorum is the source of this 1122-nucleotide messenger RNA. RefSeq lists its product as uncharacterized. The record is from RefSeq and is a predicted model, not a curated record. The transcript has a single exon. Lineage: Eukaryota; Fungi; Ascomycota; Sordariomycetes; Xylariales; Hypoxylaceae. Bases 1 to 1122 code for a protein of 373 amino acids.